GCCGUCCAUCUGUGCAUCAACUGGCAGCGCGGCAGCCGCUUUCGGGCACCGCACUCGUAGUAGUAGCGGGUGCCAGAGCAAUCGCCCUGCUCCAAUUGGCGCGACAACUAACGUGCCCACGCUCGGUUGACACUAGAACUUCACAGCUCAGUGGCAAUGCAGCUUGGUGCCGGUCGGCAAGUGUCGGCGGCGCCGGUCGCCGGCCCUGCCUCCCGUCUUCCCUGCGGGUUGGGCCUUGCGUCGCCACGCCAUCCUUGGCCAGCAUCUCGUGGCCCCUUAACACACCACCAACGGAGACGGCAGCUGCGGGUGGCCGUGGCAGGUGGUCCCGGCCAGCAGCCGGAGGAGGCGCCGGAGCGGCCUGCGUUCCCCGCAGCGGCGGCGGCGGUGCGGCGGCAGCAGAUCCAGCGCGAGCGUGCCGCCAUCCGGAACCGCAUCGAAAACCUGGUGGCUACUGACUUCGAUGAGGAGGACGCGGCCUUGAUCGACCUGGUGGGGGACGAGUUCAAGGAGGCCGACCGCAAGAACCUGCGCACGGUAUUUGACUUCGAUCGGUGGAAGAAGCACCGCAGCGGCAGCCGGUACAUGCGCCAUGCGCGGGCCACCUUCACCUCGCGCAUCACUCAAGGCCUGGCUGCGCCUCUGCUGUACGUGACGGGGCUGUCCAUCGCGGUUGCCUCCUGGCACACCGCAGCCGAGGUGCGGUGGGCGGGCCCUAUGGGCAUCUUGUCGCCCAUCCCCGAGCUCAAGAUCGACACCACCUUCAGCCUCACCUCCUUUGCCCUCUCCCUGCUGCUGGCCUACCGCACCAACGCGGGCUACGGGCGGUGGGACGAGGCCCGCAAGAUGUGGGGGCUGGUGGUGAACCGCAGCCGGGACAUGACCCGCCAGGUGGGCGCCAGGCUGGCAGGGGCGGGGCAAUGUGUGCAUAACAUAUUCAUAACUGUCUGCACCUGCAGCCGCUCCCUGAUGUGCCACCUGCGCGGCGGCGAGGACAUAGAGUCUGAGCUGGCGGGGGUGCUGACACCCAGGGAGCUGGACGCCCUCAAGGCCUCCGCCCACCGCCCCAACUACUGCGUGCAGGUGCGAGGGAGGAGGGUGGCUCGUGGUAGCGCCGUGGGUGGCUCGCUCCCACCCCUGCCGCCCGCCGCUGCCUCCCCGCAGGAUGUGACGGGCGGCUGCGAGCGCAUCCUGCGCACCCCCAUCCCCCUCUCCUACACCCGCCACACCUCCCGUUUCAUGAUGAUCUGGCUGACCGUGAUGCCCUUCACGCUGUGGGAUGCGGCGGGGUGGGCCAUGGUACCGCUGGCCAUGACCGUCGCCUUCCUGCUGUUGGGCAUCGAGGAGAUUGGGGUCAUGAUCGAGGAGCCCUUCAGCGUGCUGCCCCUGGAGGUUAUCAGCCGCACCAUCGAGGGCAACGUGCGGGAGCUGGAGCGCGCGCACGGCCUGGAGGCGGCGGCCAUGAAGGAGCGGGAGGCGGCACUGGCGGCGGCGCGCGACGGCGGCGGUGCUGCGGCGCCUGCGGCCCCCGCCGACGGCCAGGUGGAUGCCCUGGACCUGGUGCUGUCCAUCCUCCCAGAGGAGGAGCUGCGGCAGCCGUGGGGCCCGGGCCUGGCGAUGCUGAGCGGGACGGCGGGCCCCGCCACCGUGCCGGCGGGCAACAGCUGAGCGCCCGCGCCUGGCCGUGGAGAAGAGUCUUGUAGCUCACCGCCGGUGAGGCCCCCACCGCCCUUUGCCCUUGAUUGUUGAUUUGAUUUGUUUCCAGCACGAUUCAUUCUUUCCCUCCUUGAGUGAGGUGGCAACGCCUGGCGCCAUACAUUCAUUCAUUCAGGCAGCCCUGGCGGCGCCAGCUGUUGCUGGCUGGCGCUGCCGCUUGCCCUCAGAAACGCACAUGUGCAUGGAGAACCCACAUACCAUUCAUCGCUGGCGUCCGACGCGCCUGCCAGCCACACCGCCCAGUUUUUGUUCUCAGGUGUCCCUCCUUUCAUCCUUGUAACAGCAACCCCCU
Messenger RNA from Chlorella variabilis, 2008 nucleotides. RefSeq lists its product as hypothetical. The record is from RefSeq and is a predicted model, not a curated record. Gene Ontology annotation, molecular function: chloride channel activity. Lineage: Eukaryota; Viridiplantae; Chlorophyta; Trebouxiophyceae; Chlorellales; Chlorellaceae. Bases 157 to 1668 code for a protein of 503 amino acids. The transcript has 10 exons.